Messenger RNA from Cyanidioschyzon merolae strain 10D, 1329 nucleotides. Its product is annotated as similar to alpha/beta hydrolase. The coding region runs from base 1 to 1329 and encodes 442 amino acids. Lineage: Eukaryota; Rhodophyta; Bangiophyceae; Cyanidiales; Cyanidiaceae. The record is from RefSeq and is a predicted model, not a curated record. The transcript has a single exon.
AUGUCGUACGUGGACCCAUUUGAUGCUGACCGUUGGCCUAGAUUGACUGUUACCGAGAAGUUUAUAAGCGGUCUUACAGGGCUCGCGACUUGGUUUGCCGUCCGCCUUUACGGAAACGCGCUUGCAAGCAGGCGCACGGAUACUGCGGCUGCUACCAACCUCGGAGCUGGCUCCGCUGGAAUCGGUGCCAGCCUCUUGUCUUCGUGGAUAUUCUUCAAUAUUGAGUAUACGAAAAGGCUUAACAAACCUGAAAGUUUGGCGGAUCCGGACUCGAAUUUCUCUCGGUUUUGCAACCUCAAUGUGCGCUGGAAGGAGCGAAACCCGGAGCCUUCCAGUCCGAACGCCUCUGUAACUCGGCGCCGCAUCAUUCUACUGCAUGGAUUCGGAGCCUCUCUUUUCACUUUUCGUAAUGUCAUGGACGAGCUUGCACGGAAGACUGGGAGCAACGUGGAGGCUCUGGACCUACCGGCAUUUGGUCUUACGAGCCGUUCCUGGAGCAAUCACCACUACUCUCUUCGUUCCAUGGCUGAAGUCGUCGGGCAGUUCGCUCGUAUGCCCGCAAGGCAAGCAAACGACAUUUGCCUGGUAGGUCACUCACUGGGCGGUUUAGUAGCUUUACAGUCUGUGGCGCAGCUGCCGUGUGCACCACGUGCUCUAAUUCUUGUAUCGCCUGCGAUCUAUUUUCGCGAGACCAAGCAGCGUGCACGCGGUAUUCGGCGUUGCUUGCAAACAGUUCUGUUACCCCUGCGGUACGCGCUGGCGACGGUGCAGGUGUCUUUUCGCUUUUUGACGGCGCAAAUAUCGCGCGGAAUAUCUCCUGUGCUUCGGGGACUUGUCCGGUUGGUCGUCAGUCAAGAGCGUCUCUGGCGAUACGGAUUAAGGCUUGCAGUAGAGGAUCGAACACUCAUUCGACCUGAUGUUAUCGAGGGAUAUCGAUUACCGGACAGGGUACGUGGAUGGGAUCGCGCGCUUCUCGCUUUCGUGCUCAACCGAUAUCAGGGAGUCUUCAGCAUCAAGGAAUUCGCGCAGCAAGUCCAUCGAAUAGCACAUGGAGGGACAGCAGAGGAUUACACGGAUCUUCUUCAAAAUCUGAGAAAGCUCUCCAUUCCCGUGUUAAUCAUUCAUGGCAGAGACGACCGUAUAGUGCCACUGAGAAACUCCCAACUUCUUGCCCAGUACCUGGGAUGCGAACUCUGUAUCUUCGAUCAUUGCGGGCAUCUGCCCCAUGAAGAGAUGGCGGAUCGAUUCAUCGACUGUGUGGAGCGUUUCAUCGCUCAGAUCGGGACCCCAUCACACUCACCAAGGCGUGCAGCCGUAGAGGCUUUCUGA